UGCGUCCUCUCUGUAUGCUACACGUGCGCAUUCCGCUCCAAAAUCGCUGUACCUCCCGGAAGCUUCUCAUUCCGCCGCUUGUAUCCUGAAGUCACCUCCCCUCUUGAAGCUCAUUUUUUCCUCUCCAUCGGUUUCUGGCUGCAUUUGAACCUCCAGGUUGAGCAAUGCCAUCUGUUCCCUCAUCCAAGGAGGCCGUCAAAGGCCCCGUGUGCCCUCACUCUGCCAAGCUGCACGCCAACGGAGACACCCCGCUCCACGAGGGCUCGAUUCCCGUCAUCGGGACCGAAUCGGAGGCCAAUGAAGACUCCGGGAAAACCAUUCAGAUCAACACAAAGAACCCCGCCGUAGACAGGAAGUGGAUCCGGCCGGACCUCCCCAGCCGCUGCACGUGGAGCCUGGAGGCCUCCAAGACAGACUCGCCCCACGGACAUUUUUCAAAGUCCGCCUCCCCCACCAUCCUUCCAGACAUUCUGCACCGGAUUGGCGACACUCCCAUGGUACGGAUCAACAAGAUCCCCAAAGCGUUUGGAGUCAAAUGCGAAAUACUGGCCAAGUGUGAGUUCUUCAACGCUGGAGGCAGCGUGAAGGACAGGAUCAGCCUGCGGAUGGUUGAAGAUGCAGAGAGAGCGGGCAUCCUCAAACCUGGAGAUACCAUCAUAGAGCCCACCUCUGGAAACACAGGUAUCGGGCUGGCCCUGGCUGCUGCUGUUAAAGGUUACCGCUGCAUCAUCGUCAUGCCUGAGAAGAUGAGCAUGGAGAAGGUGGACGUGCUCAGAGCUCUCGGAGCCGAGAUCGUCCGAACCCCCACCAGCGCUCGUUUCGAUUCACCCGAGUCUCACGUGGGCGUGGCCUGGCGCCUGAAGAACGAGAUCCCAGACUCGCACAUCCUGGACCAGUACCGUAACCCCAGCAACCCGCUGGCUCACUACGACACCACGGCCGAGGAGAUCCUGAAGCAGUGCGACGGUAAACUGGACAUGCUGGUGGCCGGAGCAGGAACAGGAGGAACCAUCACAGGCGUCGCCCGCAAGCUGAAGGAGAAAUGCCCCAAUAUCAGAAUUAUUGCUGUCGACCCAGAAGGCUCCAUCCUGGCCGAGCCUGAGGAGCUCAAUAAGACCGAUAAGACCCAGUAUGAGGUGGAGGGAAUCGGCUACGACUUCAUCCCCACUGUCCUCGACAGAUCAGUUGUUGAUACUUGGUACAAAUCCAACGAUGAAGAGUCCUUCAAUCUGGCCCGCAUGCUCAUCAGGGAUGAAGGACUGCUAUGUGGGGGCAGCUCUGGGACUGCCAUGGCUGCAGCUGUGAAGUUCGCCAAAGAGCUGAAGGAGGACCAGCGCUGCGUCGUCAUCCUGCCGGACUCCAUCCGCAACUACAUGUCAAAGUUCCUGAGUGAUAAGUGGAUGGUCCAGAAAGGCUUCCUGAGGGAGGAGGACAUCAUGGUGAAGAAGCCUUGGUGGUGGAACCUGAAGGUGCAGAGCCUGAACCUGUCGGCGCCGCUCACCGUCCUGCCGACCGUCAGCUGCCAGCAGACCAUCAAGAUCCUGAAGGAGAAGAGCUUCGACCAGGCACCCGUGGUGGACGACGCGGGGGUGAUCCUGGGAAUGGUGACGCUGGGAAACAUGCUGUCAUCGAUUCUCGCCGGGAAGAUCAAGCUGUCCGAUCCCGUCAGCAAAGUUCUCUACAAGCAGUUCAAACAGAUACGCCUGAAUGAUAAUUUGGGAAACUUGUCUCGCAUUCUGGAAAUCGACCACUUUGCCCUGGUGGUGCAUGAACAGAUCCAAUACCUGACCAACGGCUCGACCGCGCUGAAGCAGAUGGUUUUCGGUGUGGUGACAGCCGUCGACCUGCUUAACUUUGUCACUGGCCGGGAACGAAGAGAGCGCUCCGUGUCGGAGUCCACCGAUGAGAUGUGAUCAGCUGACUAAAGCUUUCUCGCCCCCAAAAAAUAAAAGGAUGACCAU
Poecilia latipinna (sailfin molly) is the source of this 1961-nucleotide messenger RNA. RefSeq names its product cystathionine beta-synthase-like. Gene Ontology annotation, cellular component: cytoplasm. The coding region runs from base 165 to 1913 and encodes 582 amino acids. Gene Ontology annotation, molecular function: cystathionine beta-synthase activity. The transcript has 15 exons. Lineage: Eukaryota; Metazoa; Chordata; Actinopteri; Cyprinodontiformes; Poeciliidae. The record is from RefSeq and is a predicted model, not a curated record.